Messenger RNA from Mya arenaria, 3829 nucleotides. RefSeq names its product copine-3-like. Lineage: Eukaryota; Metazoa; Mollusca; Bivalvia; Myida; Myidae. Gene Ontology annotation, biological process: cellular response to calcium ion. The transcript is spliced from 15 exons. The record is from RefSeq and is a predicted model, not a curated record. Gene Ontology annotation, cellular component: plasma membrane. Bases 142 to 1776 code for a protein of 544 amino acids. Gene Ontology annotation, molecular function: calcium-dependent phospholipid binding.
GGGAAGUCACUCUCAAUAUCCAAUUAGAAGUACAGGAAGAAAACAACUGGUAAAGGUAACAUCCAUUUUAUCAAGAUUAACCAUCAUUGAUUUGAAAACGCAUAUUUGGUACUUAACCGAAUAUAGCUGAAAGACCACAAAAUGGCGGCAUCAGCAGGCCAAGUUCCGAUGUCAAAAGUGGAGUUGAGGAUCUCGUGCAGAAAGUUGAAGAAUAAGGACAUCACAUCUAAGUCUGACCCCUGUGCAGUCCUUUUUAUGCAAAAUGGAGGGAACUGGACUGAGGUGGGAAGAACUGAGAAUGUACAGAACUGCCUGGACCCGGACUUUGCCAAGUGUUUCACAGUGGACUACAUGUUCGAACAGGUUCAGAAAGUGAAGAUCUCCGUGUACGACCUCGACAACUCCACACCACAGCUCGGGGACGAUGACUUCCUGGGGCAGAUUGAGUGCUCACUUGGUCAGAUUGUGGCUGGACGACCUUUCCUGCAACCGCUGUUGGAUAAACAUGGCAAAAACAUGGGAGACAGCAAAAUAAUUAUCCGUUCGGAGGAGGUGAAAGAGGGAGGGGAGAUGGUGAUGUGUACGUUCACGGCACGGAAACUGGAGAACAAGGACUUCUUGGGCAAGUCUGACCCUUACCUGGAGAUUCUGAAAAGAACUAGUGAUGGCGGCUGGCAGGUCGUACACAGGACCGAGGUGGUGAAAAACAACCUGAAUCCCCGCUGGCGCCCGUUCCAGGUGUCCGUCCACACCCUCUGUAGUGGGGACAAGAACCAGCCCAUCAAGUUUGAUGUGUAUGACUGGGACAGUGAUGGCUCACAUGAUAUGAUUGGAGGGUUCCAGGCCUCCGUACAACAGCUGAUUGAGGCCAAAGGUCGCGAGUUUCCGGCAGUCAACGAACACAAGAAAGCAAAGAAGAAAAAGUAUGAGAACUCCGGAUAUGUGGUUGUUGAGUCAUUUCAAGUGAAGCAGGUACCUUCAUUCCUGGAAUUCAUCUAUGGAGGGAUGCAGAUUAACUUCACAGUAGGGGUAGACUUCACGGGUUCCAAUGGGGACCCCCGUCAGCCCAACUCUCUCCAUUACAUCAACCCCUACCAGCCAAAUGAGUACCAACAAGCAAUCCAGGCAGUAGGAUCUGUGUGUCAGGACUAUGACACAGACAAACUGUUUCCAGCCCUGGGAUUCGGGGCCAAGCUUCCCCCAUAUAAAGAUGUCUCCAUGGAGUUUGCCAUCAACUUUAAUCCACAGAACCCAUUCUGUGCAGGUAUUGACGGCAUCCUGGCGGCAUAUUCUGCCUGUAUACAGCAAGUACAGCUAUGGGGUCCCACUAAUGCGGCCCCAAUCAUCCAUCAUGUUGCCCGAUUUGCCGCGGCAGCCCAGCAGGAGGAGCCAACAAAAGGGGCACAUGCCUACUACAUUCUCCUGAUGUUGACAGAUGGAGUAUUGUCUGACUUUGAUGACACAAUCAAGGCCGUAGUGGAAGCUUCAGGACUGCCCAUGUCAUUAAUCAUAGUUGGUGUGGGGGAUGCCGACUUCAGCGAGAUGAAUACUCUCGACGGCGAUGAUGGGGUCCUUAAGGACAGGAGUGGGCGGCCAAUCAUGCGAGAUAUCGUGCAGUUUGUUCCCUUCAGAGACUUCCGUAGAGUAAGUGAUCCGAUUGCAACUGCAGCAGAGCUGGCAAAACAUGUGUUGGCGGAGGUUCCUCAACAAGUUACGCAAUACUACGCCAUGCGGGGCCUCACACCAAAACCACGCCCCCAGCAACAGGCCCCAUAGAGACGGUUGUUGUUAUUUCAGGGCUGUUUAGAGGGAACAAAUUAAAUCGAGAUGUGAUCGAAAUGAGCACAAGCCAACGAGUCCUGCAGUGAGCACUGGUCAAAUGAAAUCAUCAGAUACCCCGAAUAUACUACUAAACUAUGCUUCGUUAUGUACCGUGGGCCAAAUUGGCUAGGAAAUAUCUCAUAAUCAUGAAUAAUUCUUGAGGAAGUUUUAUUGGUUCCACAAGGUACCAGAUGCUUUCCUGUUGAAAAACAUUCUGGUGAACGCUGAAAAUGAAUCCGGUAAGCCUCUACAGUUCAAAAAUGUUUGUCAGCAGUCUUGACCACACGGCCAUGGAGGCUACUGACAUUAAUGCGUUAUUGAAGAAUAUUUAAUUCAAAUUCAUGGGAAGAAGAGUUGUCUCCCCUGCCUCAUGCUUAUUCAUCAAUAUGAGAUUUUGUCAGUCAAUUAUCCCUUGGUAUUAAUGAGGUAUAAGGUCAUAGUGUAGUGUGGCUGCUAAAAAUACCAGUAGUCAAAUGCUUGCCAGUCUUAUUAUUAAUAUGAAUUCCACAUAGCUAACUUUUGCAUGCUUUUUACAUUGUUUAAAUUAUGUGAUUUUGUGCUUUUUGAUCAAAAUGUAAUUUCAAUGACUUUCAGUUAUGUUGGACUUGACACAAUUGUGCAACUGUGUUGUCCUUAUCGCAAAAAAUAUUUGCGUCUUAGUUUAAUAAUGUGAUUGGUUAUAGAUAAAACCUAUAUACAUGUAUGCAUUAAUAAUUACCUUUGGUAUGAGGAAAUUAAUACUCGUCAUUUCUAUUGCUUUUUUUCAGCUCUCUUUUUGAUAGCUGUGAGCGAUUGAUCUGUUGUUCUUAUUUAAAGUGCUACUGGUGUUCGCAAAUUGGUUUUGUCAAUAUAUUAUUAUGUGAUGUUUGUUAUAUUAUACUUGUUACAUCUUUAUAAUCGUAAUAAGGUUCAUAUGGAAAUACAUCAUAGUGAGAUAUGACGUAAACGUUUGAAAAAGGGACGUAGAUGACUUUUGUUAGACGCCACGAAAUGACAAUAAAGUAUGAGGGACAGGUUUUUUGGCAGUUUUUUGUGUGUAGUUUUCUUAUGAUUAAUUUUCUACAUGCAAAUUAAAAUUAAAUAUUGUUUUUACUUUACAUUAAUGUAUUCUAAUGUUUUUAUAACUGGCACAUUGCAAUACGAAAUAGAUUUACUGUUUAUUGGUCAUAUAAAAAUGUUAGUAUUUUGAAUAGAUCCAAUGUUUCUUUCUAUUAGUAGAAUAAGUCAGUUAUAUAGGAAAUUGUUAAUUAUUAAAUGUAAUGUCCUGUCCGAUAACUUAUCUGCCCUUAAAUUACACUUCAUCCGGGAGAUUUAUUCAUACACAUGUAUUACAAACAUCAAUUUGGACUGAUAAACCUUUAACUACUUACUAAAUAAUUCAUUUAUGGAAAAUAUGAAUUACUGAUAACAAGAUUGUAACCAUGUAUUUAAUAGCUGAAAGCGCAAAAAACAUUAAAUGAUUGGUGAAUGCUAAAAGAUUUUCAGUAGUCUACUAUAGUCUCAUAAGGUAAAAAUAACGUGUUUUAUGCUCAUUUCUUUCAAAUUAAACUCGGUAUCCUUCAUAAGAACAAUUGUUUUUUACAUUUAUUCAUCCUUUUUGAAAUAUUAAAACAACAUUAUUAAUAGUGGUAAAUCUCAUCUGGGAGUAAGAGUGCAUCUUUAAAUAUUCACUUUCAUUCCUUUAAUUGCUUUCAGUAAUUAGAUAUUAGUUUAUUUCAGAGGGGGCAGUUUUGAAAAGAAGAGAUAAAAUACUUUUAGGAAUAUAAUAAAAAAAUGAAAAUUCUAUCUGCUCAUAACUGGCACCUAUGGUUUAGCCUUGUUCUAUUUGACAUAAUGAAUAACGGACUUACAUAUUUUCUUAAGUUUAAAUAUUUUUACGAUCAUAGUUUAAUGUUUAAUCUUUCUUCAUUUGUAUUAUAAUUAUUUAGCAAUACUAAUUAUAUAGUGUCAAUGUUAGUUUCUUUAUAUACAGGUUUCUUGUGGUUUAUAAAAUUAUGUACACCUCUUA